AUGGAGCCCAAAAACAUACUGGCGACCAUCCUCCUGAGUUCAGGCGUCCAAAGUCUAGUACUCCCAGAUGGCACACUUCAGCUUGCCCCGUUGGACGCCCAUGCUUCGGAAUGGGGACCAGAUCUGGCCAGUGCAUAUCGUCGCGAAGAACCCAAGUCUAAACCCGAGAAACCUUCGCAAUAUAAUAUGAAAAGGUCACGAGGUGGAUCUAAGAAGCUUAGAAACAACUAG
Messenger RNA from Daldinia decipiens, 231 nucleotides. RefSeq lists its product as uncharacterized. The transcript is spliced from 2 exons. Lineage: Eukaryota; Fungi; Ascomycota; Sordariomycetes; Xylariales; Hypoxylaceae. The record is from RefSeq and is a predicted model, not a curated record. The coding region runs from base 1 to 231 and encodes 76 amino acids.